AUAAAAAUUGGUAUAUUCUUAUUCAGACUUACAAUUUCGAAAUUACUUGGCGUGCACAAUAGCCACAACCCAAACCAGAAAGCAACGGAACUAACAGAUUUUUUUUUUUUUUCCCUCUUUAGUACUAAUAAACAAUACAUUUUCCCUCUCUCUCUCUCUCUCCAUUUCUCUUCACCAUAUCUUCUUCUUCUUCUUAGAGAGAGAAACUAUGGUUCCUCGCUCUCUCUCUCUACUCUCUUCAGCCUCAUCUCCAUCAUCAUUCCCUCCAAAUUUCACCGCCGAUUCACCUUCUCCGGCGCCGUUUUCCUUCCGGCGAGUUCCUCGGUUUCCGUGCCUCAAUGUCUUCUCCUCUUCAUCAUCGUCGAAGCAACAAUUAUUCAUCGAUAAUAAUGAUUCGCCGGAGCAAUUUUUGAAGAACAAUUCGAUUGCGGAUUUUAUGAGGUUUAAAAAAGGAAGGAGUAAUGCAGCUGAAUUGCAAACUGCUGUUGUUACUUAUAGAAAGAAGUUUCCUUGGUCGAUUCUUCAGCCUUUUCUCCAGGUUGAUUUGGUAUCGACAAUACAUAUUGCUGAUAAAGAGUACUUCGCCGCCCUACAAAAGGAACUUGAACCGUAUGAUUGCAUUCUUUAUGAGAUGGUAGCCAGUAGAGAAAGUUUAGACGGUAGAAAAAGUUCUAUUUCUAGAAGGAAACUAAAAAGUUCAAGAUCACGGGGAUUUAAUAUUAUAGGAUUCAUCCAACGGCAGAUGGCAAGAUUUCUCACCCUUGAUUUCCAACUAGAUUGUCUUGACUAUGAGGGUGAGAAUUGGUAUCAUGCGGAUCUUGAUUUUGAGACCUUCAAGUUACUCCAGCUUGAAAGAGGCGAGAGCUUCUUCACAUUUGCCAGAGAUAUGACACUUAGAUCAACAAAAGCACUUGUGCAACCUGCAAUCCCAGAUGAUCUUGGCCCUUGGAGAUCCAAACUUCUAUGGGCUUCUCGGGUGCUGCCGAUGCCUCUUGUUGGACUUCUUAUCAUCGGAGGUGUUUGUACAGAUGUGAAAAGUCAACCAUCUGAAUAUCCUGAAUUAGAAGCCUUGUCCAGACUUGAUUUUGGUGCUGCAAUGAAGGUCUUCCUGGCAAAGCGACUAACAUCUGAAUUCACACAGGUCACAGCUGAUGUAGAGGCGACGUCUGUCAUCAUCGGAGAGAGAAACAAAGCUGCGUUAGAAGCACUUCAAAGAGCUAUGAACGAGGGUCAUAAUAAGAUUGCUAUCCUGUAUGGUGGUGGGCACAUGCCAGAUUUGGGACGAAGGCUGCGAGAAGAGUUUGACCUUGUCCCUUCUGACGUACAGUGGAUAACUGCCUGGUCCAUCAGAAACCGCAACCUAACGACCAGUUCACUUCCUUUGUUGAAACAAAUGGCAGAAGUCUCAGGUUGGCCUCUAAAUAGAUAUCAGACUUUAGCUCUGCUAAUUUUUUCUUCUGUUCUUGCAUUGGAUCUUUGGUUUUGGGAACUCUUCUUUGGUACUACAGCCAAUUGGGUUUCCCAAAUUGCAUCAGACAUUUCUCAAUAUGUUCAUAUGUAAAAUUGAUGUAAUUAAAUUUAUCAAAACAAUUGGGUCAAUGAAGCCUUGUGUACAUACUUCAGGAUUAUACAGUUAAUUAUAUUCUAGAACUGUACAUUUCUCUUGGA
Capsicum annuum is the source of this 1668-nucleotide messenger RNA. RefSeq lists its product as uncharacterized. The transcript has 5 exons. The record is from RefSeq and is a predicted model, not a curated record. NCBI's taxonomy places the organism in Eukaryota, Viridiplantae, Streptophyta, Magnoliopsida, Solanales, Solanaceae. Bases 209 to 1561 code for a protein of 450 amino acids.